AUGCAGCGGCACGGGUCGGGAGCUGCGGGCGCGGAGCGGCAACACAACAUCCAAGAAAAGAUGAACUUUGAAAUCCGCAUACGGGAAGGCAUCCGUAAACUGCUUACAGUGAGCACACAGAAAGACCAGCUUUUGCAAGCAGUUAAAAACCUGAUGGUCUGCAAUGCACGGAUACAUGCAUACAGGACAGAGCUGCAGAACCAAAUGGAAGGGCCUGUCUCAUGCAGAACUGGAAAGUGGUUGUCAGACGCUGGGACAAAGGACCGGAUGGCAUGUCGAGCAAAAGUUGCUCUCUCAGAUAUUCGAAUACCAUUAAUGUGGAAAGGCUCUGAUCACUUCAACAAUAAAGAAAAAUCACAGCGCUAUGCAGUGUUUUGUUUGUUCAGAAUGGGAGCUGAGGUUUUUGAUACAGAGGUGGCAAUUGUGGAUAAAGCAAUAACAGAUAUCUGUUUUGAAAACGUAACCAUAUUUGAUGAAGCAGGACCAGAUUUCCAGGUGAAGGUUGAAGUGUAUAGUUGCUGUACAGAGGAGUCUUUAUAUGUAGCAAACACCCCUAAGAAACUAGUAAAGAAGCUUAAAACAUCCCUCAGCAAAGCUACAGGGAAGAAACUCAAAGCUACGCUGGAAGAAGACGGCACUGACUCCAUUUUGCUCUCUGACCCAGUCAUCCAUGGAGCAAAGUACAGUUUGCUAGCAUAUACCACUUUGGGGCUGGAGAGUGCCAAGGACAGUUUCAGGACCCACAACCUUACCAUUACAGGAAAUGAGGAAUCUUCUUUUUGGCUCCCCCUGUAUGGAAACAUGUGCUGCCGUUUAGUUGCUCAGCCUUCCUGCAUGGCUAGAGAUAUGAUGACAGGAUUUCUGAAUCAACAGCAAAUGAUAGGAAAUCUAACCAGCUGGAGGAGGCUGUAUUGCGUACUGAGAGGUGGAAAGCUCUCUUGCUAUCACUCACCAGAAGAAAUUGAGGCUAAAGUGGAGCCAGCCCUGAGAGUUUCGAUCAAUAAGUGCAAGUCUGACAUCUGGUUGAACGCUGCUGUAGUAGGGAAAGUGGCUGAUCUGUCCCCACUGUAUUUUAAGGAAACCAGAAUUCAAUCUGUGGAUAAAGACUCCAAAAGAAGAGCCAAUAGCUUUUCUGUUAUCAACCCCCUGCCUGGAGAGGCUGCGACUCAACUUUUUGCUACUGACAGUAGGGAAGAGCUUCAGAAGUGGAUGGAGGCUUUCUUGCAGCACUUCUAUGAUCUGAGCCAGUGGAAACAUUGUUGUGAAGAACUUAUGAAAAUUGAGAUUAUGUCACCACGGAAACCACCUUUGUUCUUGACUAAAGAAGCGACCUCUGUCUACCAUGAUAUGAGCAUUGAUUCUCCAGUGAAACAUGAGGGCUUAGCUGAUAUCACACAAAGAAAAAUUGAAGAGAGUGAUGGUGAGUUCCUGCUUUGCCAGCAAAAAGAGCCUGCGUCUUCCUUAUGGGCUUCACUCUUUGAUGGAUCUCACGAGAUGGUUGUUCAGAAAAAUAUGCAUACUGCAAGUCCUAAUGAUGGCAGAGGGAAGAAAAGAAGAGCUCCACCUCCACCCUCUGAUAAACCAGCGUACAAUGCAAAAGCACGUGGGAAUGCAGAGGAACGGGACAAGGAGAACUGGGAGAGGCCUGAUGGCACAUCUUGCAGUUCUUUAGAUUCAGUGUUAUCUAUGGAAACACGACAAUUGCAGGCACCCACUGCUGCUCCUCGCAGAAUCUGUCCUUGUAGGAAAAACAGUUUGGCUGACCAUAGGAAUCCCAUGUCUUUGGUUACUAAAACAGAGUCUGAAACCAAACCGGUACCAACCCCUAGGCAGAAAUGCGUCACAGAAGCGCUAGACCCUAGGUCACGGUUACAGCCACAGACUUAAUUACUGGCUUAGAAAAUUCCCUGGAAUUUUAAGUUCUUCAGCCUUAUACUGCAACUUCUGAGUGAAAAUUGGUGUUGGCAUAUAGUUUCUAAAUACUGAGGCUAAAGCCUUGUUGCUUGGUUGCUUUGUUGUUUUGUUUCUCUGUUUUUGGUCUUUUAUCUAGAACACUACUACUAGCUGCAUUAUUCAUUUACUUGUUAUUGCUAACAUCUGAAUAAUUACACAAAUAAUGGGGAAGGGUUUAUCUCUAUCUCAAAUAAUGAUGCUAUUUUUGAAACAGUGUUUCAGUACUUUUCCCUUGAAAAACUGUCAGUAUUCAGGGUAUCUCAGUGUCUGUGCUGCAGGGCUUUUACUGUGGGCAUUUCCCAGUCCCUCUGCUGAUCCCAUCUGCAGCUCCUUAAACUGAUUCAACAGGGAAUUUCAGAUAUUCAACACCAGUCUCCCAGAACUGAUUUUCCUGUGCUUCGUGGUUGGUUUCACCUGAAAUAUUCCCAUAUCUCCCUCAAUGUUUAAGAACUGCUGCUUGUAAGAUAAUGUGCUGUGAACAGUUACUGCACACUUCUGAAUGGCUCUGGAUGAGUUUCUGAAGCAGUUCUACCAAUUUAACGGGAUCUCUGUGGUCCUCUGUGCUGCGUGCACGUCUGAAUGGACUGCGUCUGUCUGCGUACAAACAAGAAUGGAAUCCAUCAGUGUGGUUUACUUUGGACUAACACAAACAUGUCAAAGCAGUACUGCCUAUAAAUACCUAUUUGGGAUUUUUUUUUUUUAAUCUUUCUUUUUGAUGAAUGAGGCUUUGUAGCAUCACUCCUCCUUCACGGAACUUCUCAGCUGUUCCUUGUAGAUAGCUUUUUGUAAAGGUGAUGGCAUUACUGGUAAACAAAUAGGUUUUUUAUUUCCCCACUCAUUUUUUAAAAAGAGAACAAAUUCUUCAGUUGAAAAUAUUGAACUCUGAUGUUCUUAUGUCACCAUUCACCAUUUUUAUAAGAAGGUUGGGUUAUUAUGGUUCGUGUGGCACCUGCAAAAAAUCUAUUUAUGCAGAAAAGAUUCCUUUUUCCUGGAUCCACAGCUUAAAUAUCCAGCCCUUUCCUUGCUUGAUGCGUUUCUCUCAGAAGCUGGAACUCAGCCAGGAGCAAAGGUCUGCUUGCAGAUUUUCCUCUAGAGCCUUAGUAUUCAGACUUGUGUUGAGUCAUAUCAGCAACUGUAUACAUACACUUCAUUUUUUUUUUUUUUUAUUUGAAAGUACAGAUGGCUUUGGGAGCUUUACCAUUUCUCUGGAAGGUAUUGUGUGCGUGGCUGGUUAGUUUGUUUAUCUAUUUUUUGUCUUUUGCUAAGCUCUUGCUAUACAGUUGUAAAGGUAUCUGCUGCAUUUCCUCAGUAGUUCAUUGGCUGUUUGGGAUGGAAUUUGAUGGGCAGGUUUCAUUUACAAAUCCCUUGGUGGGAUUAGGACCCUCUGUUUAAGAAAUGUCAUUGUUCGUUCUUCAUUUAAUCACAUUCCAUUUUCCCUUGGAAACAGCCGUAAUAAUUCUUACAACAAAUCGUGCUGUUACUUAAGUGGAUGGUUUGUGAAUGGUUUAUAAAUAGGAACAGAAAAACUGAAGAAUAACAAUGUGAUUAUGUAAAUUAGACAGUCACUAAGUGGACUGUGCAAUUCUGAACAAGAAAUAGGGAGAAAUAAACAUAGGGGAAAAAAGGUGCAGCUGCAGAUUAUUUAGCUUUAAAUCUAGCAUUAAAUGUAACUCUCCUACGAAAAAAAAGAGUAUCUUUUUUCGUGGUAACCCCCUUCCAAUUAGUUGCUAUAUUUCAAAAUAAAUCUCUUAAAUAUACGAGGCAAGAAGACAACAUAACGAGAAUUCAUUUUUUAAUUCAACAGGCCAUUGAAUUUCAAUGAGCAGUUUCCCUGUUAAAUUCAGGAGCUUUGUUUUGAACUACAACAUACAUAUUUUAGGCAGGCAUUUAAUAUUAACUUCUUCAAGUGACGAGCAUUUGCCCAUCCCUCCUGUUGCAAUAGUUAAUUACCUCAGGUACGUUUUUCACUUGAUUUUUCUAUUUGCAUUUGUAGCUCCACCUUAAGUUAUUUUGGUCUUUUUAUGCCUUUGAUUGCUUAUAUUGAUCUCUGUAGUAUCAGCUUUUCUAAUUGCUCGUGUGUAGCUAUAAAUCAUGAUUAUGUCCCUUUUAACCUUUUCUCUGAUGAGAUAUACUGAAUUCCUUAACUUUCCUAUGGAAAUGAAUGCUAUCCAAGACUAAUUCAUCUUCACGUUCUUCUCUGUACUUCUCACAUAUUUAAAUAUUUCUGUGUGACCUCUGAAUGAGAUGCUAUGUGUCAACAGUGAUCCAGCAGGCCUAUACAGACAGAGUGUGAUCUUCUUACUCUGAUAAAUACCUCCCUACCCUAUUUCCACAGAAAUCACAUUAUCCUUCUUUUUGCAGAAGCAUUACCUUGGAUGCUGACUUUUACGGCUCAGGUCCUCUUCAGAGUCUCUUUCUAGAAUGUGGUGCUUCGUCCCCUUAUUAUCCUAACGUAUUUUUUCUUGGAGGUAUACACUGUAUUUUACCAGCCUUAAAAUACCGCUUAUGAAGCGAUCCAGAUUGCUGUGUGUAAGUGACCUGUCCCCAUUCUUUACUACUCCAGCAGCCUGCAUGUCCUUUGCAAAUUUAUUGCAAGUGAUUUUUACAGUUUCUUCCAGAUCAUUGAUUUUUAAAAUUGAAAGCAAGGCAAGGUUUGUAGAAAGAGGUGAUAAGUUUUUAUUAGAUCGGUGACAUGGGUGGGGGUGGGGAAAAGCAAACAGGCCAUUGAGUUCAUGUCUCUUUUUUCCAAGAGCCUUUAAAAACUGAAUAAGACGGAAAUUCAGGGCAAGCCUCCAUGCAUCCUGCUGAUUCCCUAUGAAUACUGCAUUUUGAAAUUAGUUAUCUGUUUUCAGCGCAACAGUCUGUAUUGAUCUCUAUCUGUGACGGGUAUUUUAGAGAAAUGAAUGUUCGUCUGGUUUGCGCCGGGUGCCCCGGGAUCCUAAGGAUAACACUUCAGUGCAGGUGUUUUUGUAAGCUCAGCUUACUGGAUCAAAGCAAAAAAUGCAGCCUGUUGUCUGAGACCUCUUCUCCAUGAGGUUGUGUCGAUUGACAUACACUCUAUCCUUGAGUUAGUCUCAUACCAUCCAUUUCACUGCAUUGCCCUGAUCACCGUAAGCAAACGAGGCCAUUAAUUACCCUGAUCAUCUUCUUUCCGCACAACAGUAUUGUUCUUGCAGUCCUGUGAAAUGUCAUGACACUGCUGAGACUUGUUAAACUAAUUACAUGUUUAGGCUCCUACAGCUGGAAAUGUUUCUGCUACCGAAUGUAGUUUCUGCUAUUUUAAGCAACCAGUAUAUAAUCCCUGUUAUGAAGCAUCAGUUGACUUCAGGUUUUAAUAUUUAUUGUACUGACUAAGUCUUUUUUCUUUUUUUUUCCCCUCAUGUGUUGCCUCUUAUUACUGCCUUCUCAUCUUCUGUUCAGCAGGCUGCUUUCACUGAUUAAAAACUGCAGGCUACCAGUGAGCGUUGAUCUCAGCAAUACAAUAAAGUCAGUUCUAGUGAAGAGAUUUGUACUCGCUUUUGUCUACUCAAAAGAACAUAAAUAAAAGUAAUAAAGCCAGCAAAUUCUAGGAGUAUAAUUACAAGAUAUAUCUGUGAGGAAAACUUAAAUUUUUUUUGGCGUUUCCACGCGGUGACAAAUUGUAAUAUUUCACUAAGACGUUCAUCCCCUUCUAAUCAUUAAAAGACUCGCUCAGGAAUUAGAACUUCUCCAUUGUUUUUUGCCUCAAGUGUGCCUGACUGUAACAAGGGCGAAAAUGCAGCAGGAGAACUCAAUAGCUGAGUCAUUUGACUAGCAUGUACGAACAGUGCUGAAAUAGGAACUAAUUCACAAAGGGUGAAGGGAAGUCAGGCAGCCUCCAGCUGGGGUGAGGCUGGGUAGGACAGCAUGAGACCAGUGGCAUCUCCUGGCCUUGCAGCCCAGGUAUUUGCCUCUCACAGCUGUGCAGGCAAACCAGUGCACUGCUGCCUUGUGGUGGAGUCUGGAGCAAAAUAGUGUUCUUGCAGAGACACUGCACUGCUAGUGAACUGCCCCACCUGCCUACUGUUGUGCAGCAAAGAUGCUGGUAGCUUUGUGCAUCUUGUUCAUUUGCUGCUUCUGAGCUGCACUGAUAUGCUGCUUUUGUAAAGAACACGUCAAGCUUGCUCUGAAAUUUGUCCUGCUUGUUCUCUGCUGGAAUUAAUUAAUUUCUGCUUAAAAGCAAUUAAAUAGUGAGAUUGCAGCCUUGAAGUAUAGUGAAGACAACAGCCAACCUUUCUGUUAGGAAGCACGGUUUAAAAGCUAGUCCAAACUUGAAUGUGAAUUUCACAUAGCACGAACAACUUCUGCAGUGCUGCCUGCACAAGGCCUUGAUUUAGCAAUUUUUUAGAUGGUACUUUGUGUUUUGUGCUGUUUACUUGGUCUUGCAAUUUUGAAGACUUUAGCUUAAAUGUUUACAUUUUUACAUUUGUAUUUUUUUUUUCUGUAGUAAUGGUUAUAAGUAGUUAUUUUUAUGGUACUUUUUACGUAUCUUAAAAAUACUGUCCUAGUAUUCAGAAUUGAUUUGUAAUUAAUUACAGGAAACGAAUGUAUUGUGAAAUAUUGG
Molecule: messenger RNA, 6535 nt
Organism: Lagopus leucura (white-tailed ptarmigan)
Lineage: Eukaryota; Metazoa; Chordata; Aves; Galliformes; Phasianidae
Gene: RTKN2
Product: rhotekin 2
Exons: 13
Coding region: 1-1887 (628 amino acids)
Biological process (GO): hemopoiesis; signal transduction; positive regulation of cell population proliferation
Source: RefSeq, a predicted model, not a curated record